CUCUACUUUGGUCACACAUUCUGCUUCAGCCCCCACCACAGCACCGUCGACCAAGGCCAGCCGGCCACACUGACCGACCGGGGAACCUGUCAACACCGCACCAAACCAUUGAGGGCUCAGGUUCUGUUGUGUUCAUUUCCCACCACCGCCGGGAUUUGCAUGGCGGGUGGAUACCGUAGGGAGUGACUUUAUUUUUACACGCCGAAGAGACCAGCGUGUCCUCGCUCGGGAGGAAAAAAGGUCGCCUCGGAAGACAAACUUUAGGUGAAGUUUGCGUGGCAAGCGGCGCACAAAUGUUGGCCACCUCUGGGACUUACGCCAAUAAGAAGAGGAAGAAACCCGUCCUCAAACAAAAAAAAAUUAACGAUGGGAGAGAAGUCAUCAAAUCCAACCCGUCCAAGCGCCAUCGGGAUCGGCUGAAUGGGGAGCUGGACCGGCUGACGGACCUGCUCCCCUUUUCUGAGGACAUUCGCUCAUGUCUGGACAAAUUGUCUGUCCUUCGCCUCAGUGUCGGUUACCUGCGAGUCAAGAGUUAUUUCAAAGCGACAAUAAAGAACAGCAGCAGCUGUGGAUUUACUGGAGCCAACGGCAACAACUUGGUGACCAAAGGCUUCUCUGAGGGGGACCUGCUGCUUCAGGCACUGAAUGGCUUCGUAGUGGUGGUCACGUCUGAGGGGUCCGUGUUCUACGUGUCGCCCACCAUUAAAGAGUACCUUGGCUUUCAGCAGUCGGACGUGGUCCACCAGAGUGUCUUUGAGCUCAUCCACACGGACGAUCGUGCUACGUUCAAGCAGAACCUCAACUUUGCUCUGAAUUCACCUGCUAUAGAUGGACAAGACUUGGAGGAAUGCAUGAACACAGAGUUCUACAAUCCCGAUCACCUUCCUCCAGAGAACUCGUCCUUCCUGGAGAGAAGUUUUGUGUGUCGCUUCCGUUGCCUCCUGGACAACUCAUCUGGCUUUUUAGCUCUCAAAUUCCAGGGACGUCUCAAGUACCUUCAUGGCCAAAACGUCUACAGGGAGAACGGGUCGCACGGCCACCCUCAGCUUGCGCUCUUUGCCAUCGCCAUGCCCGUCCAGUCUUCGUCCAUCGUGGAGAUCCGCUCCAAAAUGUUGCUCUUUCAGACCAAGCACAAGCUGGACUUCACUCCGAUGGGCGUUGACAGCAGGGGGAAGAUUAUUUUGGGCUACUCGGAGACAGAGCUUUGCAUGAAAGGCUCCGGCUACCAGUUUAUCCACGCCGCCGACAUGAUGUACUGUGCCGACAACCACCUUCGAAUGAUUAAAACUGGAGAAAGCGGCUUGACGACUUUCCGUCUCCUGAGUAAGUCGGGAAGCUGGGUUUGGGUCAAAGCCAACGCCAAGCUGAUCUACAAAGGAGGGAGACCUGACUUCAUCAUCGCCUAUCAGCGAGCUGUAGUCAACGCUGAGGGUGAGGACUACCUCCUCAAGAGGAGGAUGCAGCUGCCCUUCAGCUUCACCACGGGCGAGGCUGUGCUUUAUAACACCGGCCCGACCAUGGACCUCACGCAGAUACAGUUCAACAAAAUGUUCAACAAUAAUGAUGACAUGGGCGCCAGCAAGGAGACGCAGUUGCCCCGCUCACUACUGGACUGCUUCCUCAGUCAGGACGAGUCUGCCUACAAGCCCACGCCAGAGGUGGCUUUUCCUCUGGAUCAAAUCUUCAUGGACAGUCGAGCGCUGGUGAGCGUGCCUAGUAACGCUUGGAAGGAAACGGGAGCGGGGGCCUCUUUCAGCAGCCCCAUCGUGGUGAAGGAGGAGACUAAGCAGUCGGUGAUGGCUGUGAUUGACAACCUGCAGGAGAUGGCGCAGAAGGGCGACUUCUGCGGCGCCCUGGAGAACCUGGAGGUGGACGAUUCCGAGCUAAUGCAGUGGGAGGAGUCACUCAAGCGCUUGGGUCGGGAGAGAGACCAGCAGGACAACGUGCGGUCCGAGUUGGACAAUGUCCUCAUCAGCGAGAUUUUCGACCAAAUCGAUUCCGUUUUGUUCAAAGAGAAUGGUGACCCGUGCCCCGCCACUUGCCUGAAGCAGGACGCAUUCGUGCAACCACAGCAGCAGUUCCCCACGACGUCCCAGAGUGGGGUUUUCCCUCAGUCCAACAACUUCCGCUCAGCGGGAUCUGCUUCGGCUUUCGUCGUCGGCCAGAAGCUUUCCCACUGCGGACCCCUACCGGGACCUGCAAAUAAGCACCGGGCUGAUCUUCAGCAGCUGCAACUUCCAGACAUUUUCAGCCCAGAAAUAGAACUCCCAGAACUUGUUGUGCCUGAUUCUUCUUCUGGUGGUGCUCCGGUUCGCGUUCCAGACUUUGGACACCAGCAGCAGCAGCAGCACCAGCAGCGGCAGCAGCAGCAGCCCAUUCAACAUCAUCAGAAUAACAUCUACUCUGUGACGCCGUCCUCAAUUCCUUGCAAUGACUUUAACAACCACAAUACCGCCAUGCCUGAUCCAACAACUUGCCCUCCUCCAUGGUCCCAGGACCAGUAUAAACUGCCCAAUGCACCCGUUACGCACAAAGCCCCGGUUUCGGAAAACCAAACAUUCCCACGUGCCGGCCCCUGGCCAAGGGCCGUCAACGGGCUGGAACACGCUCAGCAGGGCACGUUGCUGUGCGGCCAGGUGGCCAAUCACAGCAGCUGCAUGUACGCAGAGUCGUCCUGCCAGAGGGAAACGUGCCUGAACCAGAGUCCCCUGAAGGGCGACUGCUUCAUCCAGUGGGGUAGCAGUCAGCCUGUGGUGGGCACCUCGUCCAUCAGCCAGGAAAACCCCAACAUCAAUCUCGUGAUGCCGCUGUCCAACAAGUCAACGCCGGAGCUAGGCUUUAACCUUCAGUGCUACCAAGAAUGAUAUGUGCAGACGGAGAAGGCUUCUUCGCUCGUCAAUCAUGCGCCUGCAAGUGUUGCUGGCAGCAGAACCCCCCCCCCCCCCCCCCCCGCAUAUGCAGUAUCAGCGCUUAUAAGCCAACCCUCGCACAUACUUUCACAUAUAUACUCUCUUGUGUCUGCCAUAUUUACUCGCAUUAAAUUUCCAUAUAAUACGAAUGAAGUAUGAAGACGUGAAUGGAAACAGCCAAAGAUUCAUUUUGUUUCAUAACAAAGGCUAUACAUAUACAGUGUGUACGUGUGUGUGUGUAUAAACACAUGCACACACACACUGGCCCACCCUAGACAAAGUCUAAAAUUUACAUACAUUUGGGAAAUGAAUCAAGCAUAUAAUUUUAAAUUAUCUAAAAUAAACAAUGAAAUAUUUAAUGGUUAAAAAAUGGUUAAAAACUAUGAGUCCAUCCAAUAAUCUUCUGUCAUCAUCUUUUUUUUUCAGUUUAUGCCCUGGAUUGGUUGCCAGCCAUUCACCGGGCACGUGACACCAAAUUACCCAUACAUACUCAUACAUACGUACUCAACAUACAAAGAUACAGUACACAUGCCUUUUUUUUUUCUUCCUAUGUAUGGGAAGACUUUCAGCCAGCUGUGUAUGGUGCACAUCUGUAGCAACGUGACGCCGCAGCCAAAUGGAUAAAAUAAUCACGAGGUAGCACUGUUUUAAUGCACUUGAAACAAUGAUAGAGCUCAAGAUGGACUUUUGAUUUUUUUCCAUGGGCCUGAGCUACUUCCUCUGAAAGGACAAGAGUGCAUGUAAAGGAUGUCCCCUUCAGGCGAGAUAAAGUACUUGUAACUGCUUUCACACUGCCUGGCAUUUUCCUGGCUUUCUCCCAUGCUGCUGUGUAGAGCAUCUGUGUAGAACAGCAGGUGGGCAUUGAUAUCCACUGUGUGUACUAGUGCAUGGACCUUUGUUGCAAGGCUUGCAAGCUAGCAUCAUUAUUACUUGACAUGCUGUACUGCCUUCCCUUGCUUUUACCUUUACGCUAUUGGAAAAAAAAAAAAAGUGUCCGAUCGGUGGCCUUGAUAAGAACUUGUGUUUUUGUAUCCUUCGUUAAGGGAACAUUUUCUUCAGUGGCUUUUCCGUUCGCAAGAAGUGCACUUAAUAAAAUGCCAGGAAUCCCAACCAGCAUACGCAUCUCACUGUGAACACCCUCCUCAGACAUUGUGGCAGCUUUGACCAGUAUUGAUCUCUAUUCAUCCAUCUAUCUUCUGUCUAUCUAUCUUGUCUACAGUAUCUAUCUCAAUGGGUAAGUGAAAGAUGGAGGAAAAAGAGGUUGAUGUGAUCACUCAGUUUGAACUAAAACCAAGCCUUAGGGACGUCCUGUUUCGAGACUGGAGCCACUUAAGCUACCUCAGCCAAAUUCAUGUAUCAGUAACUUGCUUCACUUGCAUGUAACCCAGUUAUUUUAGUCAUUAUUAUUAUGUGUCAGUUAUCUUUUUUGUCUACUGUAUAAUAUUUUUUAAUAAAUAUGAAUAUAUGCAUAUAA
Syngnathus acus (greater pipefish) is the source of this 4383-nucleotide messenger RNA. RefSeq names its product aryl hydrocarbon receptor-like. Bases 294 to 2864 code for a protein of 856 amino acids. The transcript is spliced from 11 exons. Gene Ontology annotation, cellular component: cytoplasm; nucleus; aryl hydrocarbon receptor complex. Gene Ontology annotation, molecular function: transcription cis-regulatory region binding; protein dimerization activity; nuclear receptor activity. NCBI's taxonomy places the organism in Eukaryota, Metazoa, Chordata, Actinopteri, Syngnathiformes, Syngnathidae. The record is from RefSeq and is a predicted model, not a curated record. Gene Ontology annotation, biological process: regulation of transcription by RNA polymerase II.